Messenger RNA from Venturia canescens, 2957 nucleotides. RefSeq names its product sodium-independent sulfate anion transporter-like. NCBI's taxonomy places the organism in Eukaryota, Metazoa, Arthropoda, Insecta, Hymenoptera, Ichneumonidae. Gene Ontology annotation, molecular function: sulfate transmembrane transporter activity. Gene Ontology annotation, cellular component: plasma membrane. The record is from RefSeq and is a predicted model, not a curated record. Gene Ontology annotation, biological process: transmembrane transport. Bases 519 to 2291 code for a protein of 590 amino acids. The transcript has 9 exons.
UUGAUAUCCUGUUUUGCUUAAUUUCGAGUAUGAUGACAAAGCAUUUUUUAGAAACAAGGCAUCACAUGGUUUAAUUGUGCUCGAACAGUUUCUCGUGCCGUUAAUUGUGAGGCUCGAAAAUUGGCUGUGAAACUGUGACAUUUGCAGCUCCAUGGGCCAUUUAUGGGACUUGGAGACAAUAAUUAUCCCUGCGCGUCCAUUUUCCUUGGAUAACAAACUCUGUUUAUGCUAUAAUCGAUUUACUUUGUAAUUGAAAAAGUUACGAUACAAACUCAUAAGUUCCUGUGGUUACGUAAAAAAAGUGAUAAUAAUAAAAAACAUAACUUGAUGACACGAAUUGUGAAGAAUAACUGCAUGUUCGAUGCAGCAACUGCAUUAUGAGACAUUACGUGCCCUCGUCAAUUCGAUAUCACAUUCUCGUUAUUUUCAUAGCACAUACUUAGUUUUCUCAUUCUAUACGGAGCUAAAAGGUCACUUUUUACGGCACGCUCUCGAACUUUUAAUAUCAUUUUACGAAGAUGAAAAACGUUAACUACGCACCUGUCACUAGACGGAGAGACAUGAUCGUCGUACCACGAGAAAAGAAGAAAGAUUUUUUUCGUCGUAGAAUACCAAUCAUCGCAUGGUUGCCGCUCUACACAUGGAGCCAAUGCCUUCAAGAUGCUCUCGCCGGACUCACCGUCGGUCUAACCGCGAUUCCUCAGGGCAUCGCUUAUGCCGUUGUCGCAGGAUUGCCUCCACAGUAUGGGCUGUACAGUGGAUUCAUGGGCUGCUUCGUCUACUUGAUAUUCGGUAGUUGUAAGGACGUAACGGUAGGACCGACAGCGAUAAUGGCAUUACUGGUACAGCCCUACGUCACGAAGAAUAACGAGGAUUUCGCGGUGCUCAUGUCCUUUCUGAGCGGCUGUGUGAUCACAGCGAUGGGAAUAGUUCGGCUUGGUUUUUUAGUCGAUUUUAUUAGUAUGCCAGUUAUUUGUGGCUUCACAAAUGCAGCCGCGUUGAUAAUAGCGUCGUCGCAAAUUGGCACGCUGUUGGGCAUUAAAGGUCGCAGCGAGACUUUCAUCGAUGCCAUUAUAAAGCUUUUUCACAAUAUCAAAAAUGUGGCUCUUUGGGACAGUGUUCUCGGUGUCUUUUGCAUGGUUAUUCUGGUUAUCUUCAAACAUUUGCCCCAAAAUCGGAAUGGCACAUUGUUACAAAAGUGCAUGUGGCUAAUUUCACUCGGACGGAACGCAAUCGUCGUCGUUACAGGAAUACUGUUGGCUUACCUACUUUCAAUUAACGGACACGCGCCUUUCACGAUAAUCGGAAACAUAACUGGAGGCUUACCACCAUUCACACCACCACCAUUUUCUACCGUUAUCGGUAAUGCUACAUACAAUUUCAAAGACAUGUUCGACGAACUUGGGGCAAGUUUGGCAACAGUACCACUGAUUUCGAUACUCGAGAGCAUAGCGAUAGCGAAAUCUUUUGCCAAAGGAAGGUCGGUGGAUGCUAAUCAGGAGAUGCUGGCAUUGGGCUUUUGCAAUUUGGCCGGAAGUUUCGUAAGAUCGAUGCCCACUACCGGAAGUUUCACUAGAACAGCCGUGAACUAUGCUUCCGGCGUUAAAACUCCUAUGGGGGGCAUAGUGACAGGUGGGCUCGUACUUCUUGCUUGUGGACUUCUGACGUCGACGUUCAAAUUCAUACCGAAAACGUCGCUUGCCGCUGUCAUCAUCGUGGCCAUGUUCUACAUGCUCGAAUUUCAUAUUUUCGGAGUGUUGUGGCGUACGAAAAAAAUCGACGUUCUCCCAUUCGCUGUAACACUCGUAACGUGCCUCGUAUGGAGUUUGGAUUACGGAAUGGCAGUCGGUAUUGUGCUGAAUCUUCUAUUAUUACUCUAUUCCACCGCAAAGCCCGGACUUAAAAUAGAAGAGAAAACAGUUGCUCGGACAAACCUAUUGUUGGUCUCGCCGCAACAAUCGUUGAGCUUUCCCGCUGCCGAGUAUUUAAGAGAAACUGUUAUGUCCUGGUGCGAUGGACGAGAAGGCGCGAUACCAGUUGUCGUCGAAGGAGCUCACGUGCACAGUAUAGACGCCACAGUCGCUAAAAAUUUGAGGAUCCUUCAACUCGACUUGGAAAGUCGGAGUCAAAGACUGGUGUUUUGGAAUUGGGGCGAGGAGGCAAAAGCGACGUUGACCAGAUACGACAAUUCGCUGUCCCGGAGCUUCGUCACGAGCGAAAGUCUUGAAACUAUUUUCACCGACGAAAGCUGCAGCCAGCCGAAGGAGAUUUGCGAGGUGAGGACCAUGUGAAGCAGCAGCCUCCGUUUAUUUGGUAAAAUAUCUUCGCUCCUGAUCGAAUUGUUCGUGAAACGAAGAUCGUUGUAAUACGAUUAUACGAACAGCUGUUUUGGUGUUCUCGAUUGGUGUCGAAAAACAUCAAAGUUCAUUGUAAAUAUUUCUGAAUUGUAAAAGAACCCAUGAAAAUAGUCAAAAGCUGACGUUCACAUAGAUUAAGUUUGCAUAUUUUGUUAAGCCAAUGACUUGCGAUGUCAUUUCACUAAUUCGUGAAAGAUGAAAAAAACAAAUUUUAUAUUUUCUGAGCAUCACCGCUAUGAAAUGAGGCACGAAAUAAAUGUGCAGGUAUUCGUCAAAUUAGGCUUUUGUUUUUUGAAAACAAGAUCUUGAACGUAAAUACACAGAAUUGUGGUUUUUCCCAAAAGUUGUGAUACAUUUUUUUUGUUUCUGUCCGUUCAUAGCCAUGUCUUAAAUAAUAAUCUGUCGAUGGAAGUUGAACAAGUUUUAUAGAAUAUAGUUUUUUUAAGGAAGAAACCAAUCGUAAGGUUUUUGCAUUCUUCUGUUUUCCAAGCAUUGUAUUAGCAUUUAUUUUUACAUCGAUAUACAUAUAUGUACAAACCGUUUACGUAUUCACAAUCCUACAAACUUAUUUUCGAAAUAAAUGUACAGUGUUCGUUAUAA